This is a messenger RNA of Chironomus riparius, 591 nucleotides long. The record is from the annotation of a GenBank genome assembly. Lineage: Eukaryota; Metazoa; Arthropoda; Insecta; Diptera; Chironomidae.
UUAAACAACAAGUGUUUUUUUAGUUGGUCAAGAGUGCGAGUUGGUUGAGUUCGUCAAAAUCAAACAUGAAUACUGAAAAAACACCAUAUCCACCAGCUUAUGCUGAAGUUUAUCCCAUUAUAUCACAACCAGAACCAAAUGCAUACAAUGCAAUCGGGUGGCAACAACAGCCAACGGAAGAAUCUCAAGGUUUUGAAGUUCAACCUACUCAACCAGCACCUCCUGCGUAUUCUCCAAUACAACAACCAGUUGCAACUGCUACAGUUUUACGAAAUCAAUCACGCAUUGGCUUAUAUCCCAUCAAAUUGACACCUUGUCCAAGUUGUUUACGAGAAACUAAAACAACAAUUAGCUUUGCCACAACUCUCAAAACACAUUUAUUUGCCCUUAUUUUAUGUGUAGCUUGCUGCUGGUGUUGUGCUCCAUUACCUUACAUAACAAAUAAUGCAACUAAAACUGCUAAUCAUUUUUGUGAAAAUUGUAAAAUGUAUAUUGGAUCAUAUGAUCGUAAUCCAUGCAAGUGGUAGCUUCACGCAAUUCAAACCUUUGACAUUGACAAUUAACUGUGAUUGUGACAUUGAUGGGAAGCAG